CCAAGGUUUGGUGAACAAGCAGCAGAAUGUAACGGUGCUUCUCACAGGCUGUCCUCACAUCUCCUCGGCCAUCACAAUCCUCCUCCCCCCAUCUCCCUAUUUUCUACUCGGACGGUGCGGGGAUUCGGUGUUUUUCGGGGGAUGGGUGUUGCACGGACGGUCAGCAAAAAGGCGACUAACGUUUGAGAAAAUAUGUCCAACAUCCUCGAUGCGGCGUCCAGAGUGAAAUGGGACCGCGCGACUGCGGCGAAGAGAGCCGUGUUCCUGGCGGCUGCGGCGUACGGCGUGAGGACCCUGUAUCCCGUCAUCUGGAAGCAGCUCUGCGGGAACAAAAAGCCGAGCAGCGGCCGCCGGGCGUCCAGGGCGGAGAACGGCUCGACGUGCUCCGCGAAGGCGCGGAUAGACGUCGCGGGCGACAAGAAGGCAUCCCCGGGAGUCGACGCGGAGUUUUUCAAGCAGAUCCUGGAACUCGGUAGAAUCCUCUUCCCCAGGCUCGUCUCCAAGGAGCUGGGUUUGCUGUGCUUGCACUCGGUGGCACUGAUAUCCAGGACGUUUCUGUCUAUCUACGUGGCCAGCUUGGACGGGAAGAUCGUCAAGACGAUCGUGGAGAAAAACCCCCGGCACUUCAUCAUCCAGCUGAUGAAAUGGCUCCUCAUCGCGAUCCCGGCCACGUUCGUCAACAGCGCCAUCCGGUACCUGGAGUGCAAGCUGGCGCUGGCCUUCCGCACACGGCUGGUCAGCCACGCUUACCGGACCUAUUUCACCGACCAGACUUACUAUAGAGUCAGCAACAUGGACGGGAGGCUCGCCAACCCGGACCAGUCGCUGACCGAGGACGUGAUGAUGUUCUCCCAGUCGGUGGCCCAUCUGUACUCCAACCUCACCAAGCCGAUCCUGGACGUGAUGCUGACCUCCUACACGCUGAUCCAGACCGCCAGGGCGAGGGGCGCCAACGCCAGCGGGCCGACCCUGCUGGCCGGGCUGGUGGUCUUUGCCACGGCCAAGGUCCUGCGUGCGUGCUCCCCCAGGUUUGGCAAGCUGGUCGCGGAGGAAGCGCACAGAAAGGGCUACCUACGCUACGUGCACUCCAGGAUCAUUGCUAACGCUGAGGAAAUAGCUUUUUACAGAGGACACAAGGUGGAGAUGUGCCAGCUGCAGAAGUGCUACCGGGCCCUGGCCGACCAGAUGAACCUGAUCCUGUCCAAGCGCCUCUGGUACAUCAUGAUCGAGCAGUUCCUCAUGAAAUACGUAUGGAGCGGCUCCGGCCUCGUCAUGGUGGCCGUGCCCAUCAUUACGGCCACGGGCUUCGCCGACAAUGAAACGGCAGACGGACGGGCGCAGAUGAUGGUGAGCGAGAGGACGGAGGCGUUCACCACCGCCCGCAACCUCCUAGCGUCUGGAGCCGACGCCAUCGAGAGGAUUAUGUCCUCCUACAAAGAGGUCACAGAGCUGGCAGGUUACACGGCGAGGGUCCACAACAUGUUUGUGGUGUUUGAGGACGUCCAGAGGGGGAUCUACAAGCGUUCCUCUCUGUCCGCCACCACAGGAACGACGCUGAAAAGCAAACCCGAGAUGCACAUAGACGGGCCGCUGGAGAUAAAAGGCGAAGUGAUUGACGUGGACAGAGGCAUCGUGUGCGAGAACGUCCCGAUCAUCACGCCGAAUGGGGAUGUGGUGGUGUCGUGCCUGAAUUUAAAGGUGGAAGAGGGCAUGCACCUGCUGAUCACGGGCCCAAACGGAUGCGGGAAAAGCUCGCUGUUCAGGAUCCUCAGCGGGUUGUGGCCCGUCUACGGCGGCCGCCUGUACAAGCCUUCGCCUGAGCACAUGUUCUACAUUCCUCAGAGGCCAUACAUGUCAAUGGGCUCUCUGCGAGACCAGGUGAUCUACCCAGACUCAGUGGAGGACAUGGUUGCCAGAGGGCUGACCGACAAGGACCUGGAGUCCAUCUUGGACAUCGUCAACCUCAAUCACAUCGUCACCAGAGAGGGAGGCUGGGAUGCUGAGCUAGACUGGAAGGACGUUCUGUCCGGAGGCGAGAAGCAGAGGAUGGGCAUGGCUCGCAUGUUCUACCACAAGCCCAAAUACGCCCUGCUGGAUGAGUGCACCAGUGCUGUGAGCAUCGACGUGGAGGGAAAGAUUUUCCAGGCCGCCAAGGAUGCCGGCAUCUCGCUGCUCUCCAUCACACACCGACCGUCCCUGUGGAAGUACCACACCCACCUGCUGCAGUUCGAUGGCGAGGGCGGCUGGCGUUUCGAGGAGCUGGACUCGGCGACCCGCCUCUCCCUCACUGAGGAGAAGCAGCGGCUGGAGGCCCAGCUCGCCGGCAUCCCCGAGAUGCAAAACCGCCUCAACGAGCUCUGCAAGAUCCUGGGAGACGACUCCGUCCUCAAAACAGCCGAGGAGUGAGAGCAAAGACGGGAGGUGGAGGCGACGAAGGAAAGCAAAAUCUAGCAGCUUUCCGUUAGCUUUUUUCUUUUUUUUGGCUCCAAAAGGGAGCUUCUCAAGACUUGAAACCUGCUGUCUCCAACCCCCUUUUAUUCCUACACACCGACUGAAUGUUCAGUCGUACUUUCAAAAGUUGGGUUUUAGCAGUUGUUACAAGCAAAAGCAACAGAAACGACAGAUUAACUAAAAUGAUUGUUCAGUUUGUGAUCUAAUAGCACUUUACAUUUAGAGGGCCGCCUCUAAAUUGUUGUAAUUGUUCAUGCUGACAUAAAGGCAUCAGUUAUUCGGGUUUUUUUUAUUUUUAUUUUUUUACCCAAAGCAGUAUUGCAAGUGAUGACAAAAGUCGGCUGUCAUUCAGUUUUUUUUGUAGCUCCGGCUUAUCAAAAUAUUUUUCUGUAGCAAAAGUUCCGCUUCUAUUUUUCAUACCUUUUCUUAAACCGUUUUCUGGCAUUUCACGUCGUCUCCCGAAGCUCCUGCCGCAGGGAGCAGAGGAGCAGGGGAGCAGGGGAGCAGGGACAGAAGCAGAUGUUUGAUUGUUGUCCUUCAGCGCACGCGGAUGUUUUGCUCCUGGUCAAGCCGGUUGCUAUGACAACAGCCGUGGUUCUGCCGUCGACACAAACACACACGUCCGCUGAGAUAUAGCGACGGAAGAGCGCCUGUAGUUUACGGUUAUUAUCCGGUCUCAAGGCGAACCAUCCCGACUUUUCCUAAACUCAAGUUCAAACGACGUCUCCUCUGACCGUUUGUUAUGGGACUUUUUAUGGCGUUCUUUCUCUUAAAAAACAGUUUUUCCGAACGUUUAGUGGAUUGAGCCUAAUUCUCAAUUAUAAAAAGUGCUUUUUUUUGUUGUUUUUAAAUGCACUUUAUUGUUCCCGAAAGCUGUUGAUUGCACGUCCUGUGGCGUGCAUGGAGGAAAGGCUGCACUUGAGGAUUGUCUAGACGUUCUACAUUUUUACUUUCCGCUGAUCAGAUUGGACGUUGCGAUACUGUGAAUCUACCGAAUUGUGACGCAAACUCAACCACUUCCUCCUCUUCAGGGUUUUUUUUUUUUUUUUGGCCUGAUCGGGUUCAAACCUGUGUACACGCUCGCUGCGUCCUGCAUGAAUCAAAUCGAGAGCAGGAGCUUCUGCCUUAUGAAUAUGAAUAUUCAAGUGAUCCGAAAUAUUUUUUUACCGCAGCACAACCUGUUAAUACCUUGUUUUAUGUAGAUGUUUGAAGUAAUAACGUUUAAAGAACCACUGCUUCAUUUUAUGAAAUUCAUCGUACAAUUGUUUUUAAAACUGAGGCUGAGCAACACAGUAUUGCCCCACCCCCACCUGUUGCUGCCUCGCUUUUUCAGACAUUCGGCUGUCUAUAAAAAAAAUUAUUUUUAAAAAAGUUCGUCAAUUGAUUGCAGAGGUUUUGCAGUGGUGAGAAUGAUGCUUUUUGGUUUUAAAUAAACACGGUUCUUUUUUUAAAAUGUUUUUUUUUUAAUACCUUUCUCUUUUUGUAAAUUCCGUGUGAAGGCAGCGCCGCAGUGAAACUGUGAGGUUUUCACAGGAUCUCCAACCAGCCCGAAGCCCAUGGCAGCAGAGAAGUAAAACUGACAAUCAACACCAUCGUGGGCAGAAUGUAAACAGACGUGCUGCUGUUUUUAUUUUUAUUUUUUAAGACAUAAAGCAUUUGAACCGAGCCGUGAUGACGUUUCCUACUGAACAUGCAACGUGUCGGGACGGAGCAAUCUCAAAACCUUCAAUCAUGACUUUAAAGAAAGCUUUGAGUGUUUCUACUAUUUCUGAUGGGCUUUUUUUUCCCCUCACGAAAUAAAAAAAACAACAUAAAUGAAGAGCAAAGAAAAAAGCUGCUGAAAAUUUAAACAGCUACUAGUAUUUUUUUUAAAUAAUGGUCAUGUAAUGCUAUGAAAUGCAUAGAGAUGAUGAAUUCAUUUGGUAUGAAAGAAGCACCUUUUAAAGUAGAUUUUUUUUUUUGUUUGUAGAUGAGAUGGAUUUCCUGCUUUCAGCCCAGACUUUGUUGAUAAGGGGACGCACAAGCCGCUGAAUGACACAGAGUCUGCCGAGUAACACUCGAGCGCGAGGGCAGCUUGAAGUGGUUCUUGGUUGUUAGUUUGUUUUUAAGUGAAAAAGAAAAUAAUCUUCACGUUGAAAGGAUGGGGUAGAAAAUGAUGGAGUGCCCUCUUCCUGAUCUAAUUGUGCCCUUUUGUUAAGAUUGUGUUCAGAUUUGUUUUAAAUAAUAUUUUACAUGUUUUAGGUAACAAUGGUUCUCUGCCCCAGUUUUUCCCCCAAUAAAAAUCCUAAAGCUUGAUACUAAACUGC
Messenger RNA from Poeciliopsis prolifica (blackstripe livebearer), 4757 nucleotides. RefSeq names its product ATP-binding cassette sub-family D member 2-like. The transcript has 11 exons. Gene Ontology annotation, cellular component: peroxisomal membrane. NCBI's taxonomy places the organism in Eukaryota, Metazoa, Chordata, Actinopteri, Cyprinodontiformes, Poeciliidae. Bases 193 to 2406 code for a protein of 737 amino acids. The record is from RefSeq and is a predicted model, not a curated record. Gene Ontology annotation, biological process: fatty acid beta-oxidation; very long-chain fatty acid catabolic process; long-chain fatty acid import into peroxisome. Gene Ontology annotation, molecular function: ABC-type transporter activity; long-chain fatty acid transmembrane transporter activity; ATP binding.